AUGGCUUCGUCAAAAGGCCCGGCCUUGUCUUUAGACGAGUGCCGCUGUCUCAUCUGUAUGGAAUUCCUCAUCGAGCCGGUAACUCUGCCUUGCAACCACACGAUGUGCAGGUUCUGCUUUGAGGCACUUAUGCAAAAUGAAAAUUUGUCCUGCCCUUUCUGCCGCUGCUGGAUCUCUUCUUGGGCUCCGUUUGAUAUCUGCGUGGACAGUUUUAUCAAUGAGGAACUGUGGGAGAGGAUUCAAGCUCAGUAUCCGCAGGAAUGCAUAGACAGGGCAUCGCUGGUCUUCAAAGAUGAUUCACCUGUCCGAAAACUAAGCAACCCUGGGGAACUGAGGAAAGAAUAUGAAGAGGAGAUGAUGAGGAUGGAGGCCGAGCGCCAGGCCACUGAGGAAAGACUGAACAGAGCUAGUGAGGAAUACAUAAGAGAGUUAUUGGCCAUGGACAUGGAGGAAGAAAGAAAAAAGGCAGAAAAGCUGAGACUGGAGAAACAACGGCAAAUGGAGGAGGAAGAGGCCAAACAGCUCAGCCUAAGUGAAUCGGGCACAUCCCCAAGAAAAAGAAAGUGCAAACGGAAACACUGUGACGGUGUUUCAAAGUCUUCUCUUCAGGCUCAGCCUGAGGCAGCAUCGAAGCACAGAGCUGUGCAAGAUGGCCAGAAAACAUCUGCGCGAACCGACGGGGAUGGGAUGAGCCCUACAGGACAAGACAUUAAAACUGAAGAAGAUACUCCAGCAGCUACUCUCUCGUCAAGUCCGGUGAGUCCAAAACAAGGCACAUCGAGACCUUUCGGCCGUGAUGGGAACGUGGGCAGCUCAGAAGACGAGGCGCCCAAACCUAGCUGCUCUAACUACAGCAGGUAUACCCGGUGUAAGAACAUUGAACCGGAGGCUGCCGCUGCUCACUCCUCUGCCCAAACAGAGAGUGGGAACAGUGGGUCAGGCGUGAAAGAGGAACCUGAAGACCACACAGCUGAGGCAAAAGAUGAAGUACCUCACACUCUGAGCAGAAAGCAUACUUCCAAGAGGAAGCAUCAGGAACCUGCGGCAGCCAGGGAGCCGGGCAUUUCUUACGAAACGCCCCCUGAGGGUUCCUCAGACGAGGAGGAACCGCAAGACUUCAUGACCAAAAGGCUGAUUGAUUUGGAGAAUCUGUAUUUUGAGAAGCAUCAACAAGAAGAACAAGACAGACUAUACGCACUGGAGCUUCAAAGAGCAUGGGAUGAAGACCUACAAAGGGAAACGCGGAGGAAAGUGUACCCAAGGAAAUAUCCACCGCAGUACGAGGCCUUCCAUCUAGACACCUCAGCAAAAGACAAUUCCAAAGAUAAGAACAUCUGAAAGGGACGCCUGAGAGCCUCCUGCUAGUCUUCUGAGCAUGGUAUUUACAAGUGUGCAUCACUACAACAAGCUGCAUUCAUCUUUAAUGGACUUUAUGAGAAUAUAAAUGUGGUUCUGUAAAACUUAAAGUGAAAAGCAAGGGUGCCUAGCAUCCAUACUAUUAAUAGUUAUGCUAUUGUUAGCAGGGGUGUUAAGUUAGAUAGUUCUUUUUUUAAUUUUUUUCCUAUUUAUUUUUAUUUAUGAUUACAGAGAAUAUAAAUGUGGUUCUGUAAAACUUAAAGUGAUACUCAAGGGUGCCUAGCAUCCAUGCUAUUAAUAGAUGUGCUAUUGCUAGCAGGGGUGUUAAGUUUGAUAGUUCUUUUUUAUAUUUUUUUCCUAUUUAUUUUUAUUUAUGAUUAUAGAGAAUAUAAAUGUGGUUCUGUAAAACUUAAAGUGAUACUCAAGGGUGCCUAGCAUCUAUGCUAUUAAUAGAUGUGCUAUUGUUAGCAGG
This is a messenger RNA of Meriones unguiculatus (Mongolian gerbil), 1828 nucleotides long. RefSeq names its product E3 ubiquitin-protein ligase RNF168-like. The transcript is spliced from 2 exons. NCBI's taxonomy places the organism in Eukaryota, Metazoa, Chordata, Mammalia, Rodentia, Muridae. The record is from RefSeq and is a predicted model, not a curated record. Bases 1 to 1338 code for a protein of 445 amino acids. Gene Ontology annotation, molecular function: metal ion binding; nucleosome binding; ubiquitin-protein transferase activity. Gene Ontology annotation, cellular component: site of double-strand break; nucleus. Gene Ontology annotation, biological process: double-strand break repair.